Messenger RNA from Drosophila navojoa, 1766 nucleotides. It is a transcript of the gene Bap60, whose product is annotated as Brahma-associated protein 60. Lineage: Eukaryota; Metazoa; Arthropoda; Insecta; Diptera; Drosophilidae. The record is from RefSeq and is a predicted model, not a curated record.
GAGUUUUUUUUUAUGUGACGCAGCGUUGUUGUAAUCAAAAAAAUUGUAAUUUUUCGUGAACUGCAGCAAGUGCAAAGGUGAAACAUAAUUAAAGAUGUCGCAACGCUUUGCGCCUGGCCAAGCGCCGGUGCAGUCGCGCUACCAACCGCCGCCCCAGGCCCCCGGCAUGCGUCCCUAUCCGCCAGGCACCGGCUCCACUUUCGCGCCACGCGGCUUUCCAUUACAUCCGAACACAACGCAGCCCGUUCCUGGCAGCGUUGCUGCUCCAGUUGGACCCGGACCCGCUCUGCUGCAGCGCACCACCCAACCCACUUUCCAGAGCGGCCUGCGCGGCAGUGGCUCGGGUGGUGGCGGCGGCGGCGGUAGUAAGCGCUCGGCCGAGUCGCGAAACCUGAACAGCGGUCCCAACAAGGGUGAAUUUGUCGCUGGCGCCAAAAAGAAGAAGAAACUGGCGGACAAGAUAUUGCCACAGAAGGUUCGAGAUCUGGUGCCAGAGUCACAGGCCUACAUGGACCUGUUGACAUUCGAACGCAAGCUGGACGCGACUAUCAUGCGCAAGCGGCUGGACAUACAGGAGGCACUCAAGCGGCCAAUGAAGCAGAAGCGCAAGCUGCGCAUCUUCAUCUCGAAUACAUUCUAUCCGAGCAAGGAGCCGAGCAACGAUGGAGACGAAGGCGCCGUUGCGUCGUGGGAGCUGCGAGUCGAGGGCCGGCUGCUGGAGGAUGGCAAGGGCGAUCCCAACACAAAGAUUAAGCGCAAAUUCUCAUCAUUCUUCAAGUCGCUGGUGAUCGAGCUGGAUAAGGAGCUGUAUGGGCCGGACAACCACCUGGUCGAAUGGCAUCGCACACACACCACCCAGGAGACGGACGGCUUUCAGGUGAAGCGGCCCGGCGAUCGCAAUGUGCGCUGCACCAUCCUGCUGCUGCUCGACUACCAGCCGCUGCAGUUCAAGCUGGAUCCGCGGCUGGCUCGGCUGCUGGGCGUGCACACGCAGACGCGGCCGGUGAUAAUAUCGGCGCUGUGGCAGUACAUCAAGACGCACAAGCUGCAGGAUGCCCACGAGCGGGAGUACAUCAAUUGCGACAAGUAUUUGGAGCAGAUCUUCAGCUGCCAGCGCAUGAAGUUCGCCGAGAUACCGCAGCGACUGAAUCCGCUGCUGCAUCCGCCAGAUCCGAUAGUGAUCAACCAUUUCAUUGAGAGCGGGGCAGAAAACAAACAGACCGCCUGCUACGACAUCGACGUUGAGGUGGACGACACGCUCAAGAACCAAAUGAAUAACUUCUUGAUGAGCACCGCUAGCCAGCAGGAGAUCCAGGGACUGGACACAAAGAUACACGAGACGGUGGACACGAUCAACCAAAUGAAAACGAAUCGCGAAUUCUUUCUCAGCUUUGCCAAGGAUCCGCAAAUGUUCAUCCACCGCUGGAUCAUCAGCCAGACGCGGGAUCUGAAGCUCAUGACCGAUGUGGUCGGCAAUCCGGAGGAGGAGCGCCGCGCCGAGUUCUACUAUCAGCCCUGGACGCAUGAAGCUGUAUCGCGCUACUUCUUCACCAAGGUGAAUCAGAAACGCGCCGAGCUGGAGCAGGCACUGGGCAUACGCAAUGGCUAGGCUAUGGACUGAGCUGUUGUGCUCCAUCGAUGUCAAUGUCAAUGUCCAAGUCCAUGUCCAGGCAGUACGGCAAACUCUUUUUUCCUUCGGCAGUUUAGUUUAAGCCCUAAAUGCUACACACCCUAUACAUAUAUAGAUAUAUAUACUAUAUAAAUAA